Molecule: messenger RNA, 5384 nt
Organism: Galeopterus variegatus (Sunda flying lemur)
Lineage: Eukaryota; Metazoa; Chordata; Mammalia; Dermoptera; Cynocephalidae
Product: kinesin-like protein KIF21B
Exons: 7
Coding region: 98-1060 (320 amino acids)
Biological process (GO): Notch signaling pathway; ribosomal large subunit assembly
Cellular component (GO): nucleolus
Molecular function (GO): protein binding
Source: RefSeq, a predicted model, not a curated record
UGGGCAUGCCUUCUCUCCCUCUCUCUCGGGAAGGGGCAUCAUCUCCCCCGUUGGAGGAGCCAAGGGUGCACGGACCGCCCCGCUGCAGUGCGUCUCCAUGGCCGAGGGCCACACAAAGCCCAUCCUCUGCCUUGAUGCCACAGAUGAGUUGCUUUUCACAGGAUCUAAAGACCGCAGCUGCAAGAUGUGGAACUUGGUUACGGGUCAGGAGAUCGCAGCUCUAAAGGGCCACCCCAACAACGUGGUCUCCAUCAAGUACUGCAGUGACUCGGGGCUUGUCUUCUCUGUAUCCACCUCCUACAUCAAGGUGUGGGACAUCCGGGACUCAGCCAAGUGCAUUCGGACCCUCACGUCCUCAGGCCAGGUGAUCUCGGGUGACGCCUGCACCGCCACGUCCACACGCGCCAUCACGAGCGCUCAGGGUGAGCAUCACAUCAACCAGAUCGCGCUCAGCCCUUCAGGCACCAUGCUGUAUGCCGCCUCGGGCAACGCCGUCCGCAUCUGGGAACUCAGCAGGUUCCAGCCUGUUGGCAAGCUGACUGGACACAUCGGCCCUGUGAUGUGCCUGACGGUCACCCAGACCGCCAGCCAGCAUGACCUCGUGGUGACUGGCUCCAAGGACCACUACGUUAAGAUGUUCGAGCUGGGCGAGUGUGUGACAGGCACCAUCGGCCCCACCCACAACUUUGAGCCCCCGCACUAUGACGGCAUCGAGUGUCUCGCCAUCCAGGGGGACAUCCUGUUCAGUGGCUCCCGAGAUAACGGCAUCAAGAAGUGGGACCUGGAGCAGCAGGAGCUCAUCCAGCAAAUCCCUAACGCACACAAGGACUGGGUGUGCGCCCUGGCCUUUGUCCCAGGCCGCCCCAUGCUGCUGAGUGCCUGCCGUGCCGGUGUCAUUAAGGUCUGGAAUGUGGACAACUUCACGCCCAUCGGGGAGAUCAAGGGCCACGACAGCCCCAUCAAUGCCAUCUGCACCAACGCCAAGCACAUCUUCACAGCCUCCAGUGACCUGACGGUGAAGUUCUGGAGCGUACGGCGGUUACCUGGUGGCCCACCCUAGGAGUGAGGUCCGAGGGAUGCCCCCGACCCUCGACCCCGGCAGCCUGGACAGCAUGGAAGGGAAGCCGUGGCCCGGGCCGAGGGGCCAUCUGCCCUGGGGACAGAGGGUGUGGGCAGUGGUGUGGCCCCUCUCCUGCUCUCCCUCAUCCCCCUCAGCCUUCCCACAGGACACUGUCCCUCAGUCCCUCCCCUGCCUCUUGGGAGCCUCUUGGUGAGAGAGACUGGGGAGGCAAUUAAGCUGUGAAGCCAAAGGGCAUUGUCCCCUCUCGUUCCCCUCCCAGCAGUCCUUGGCCUCCCUGCCCCCUCCCCUCACUGGCUGCAUUUUCUCCCACUCAGCCACCCUGCCCCAUGCUCCAGCCAGUGGGGCCCUGUGAGGAGGCGAAGCGGCCCCAGCCCCGAGUGCCCCCCACGAGCUGGCCUCCCCCACAUCUCCCAGCCUCGCCUCUGGAGCCUCUGCACCUGCCUCUGAGCCCCAAAAGAUAGUCCUCAGGUAACCAUGGAAACCAGGUGUAGGCCACUGGGCCUUGUAGCUGACCCUGAACCUUGCAGCCACCAGCAACUAGUCCCAGCUGGCCCCAGCAAUUUCUUGGGGUCACUUUCUGAGGGGGCCAAGGUGGAGCUGCUAGAAAGAUUCCUUUGAGGAGAUGGUCAGAAAUACUCCAGUUUUAAUUUAUUAUUUUUUUAUUUUUAUUUUUUGCUCUUGCCUCCUGGAAACUGACUUGAAGUUUCUUUCCACAUGUUCUUUCCCUCAGUUCUUAGGGUCCAGGAAUCCCAAAGGGAGUCAGGUCCCCUGGCCUUCGUGCCACCUCCUCCGUUUGCUUUGCAGAGGGGGGAAAUGCCCCUUCGGUUCUUUGCAGCUCAGCCUGUCCCCAACACUGCCCCUGGGGACCUUUGUAGUACACCCAGCCUUUAGGCCGCCUGACGCUUCAGUGCCUUCCAACGUCCUGGGGCCUGGCCCCAUGCUGGGCAGCCUUACACCAGCCACGCCCACGGUGUCACGCGUGUCUUCUCACUUGCGGGCUCUCAUGCCUGCUGCCCCCCCCCAAAGGUGGGGAGCUCGCCCCGCAGCCCAGGGUGAGGGCGUCCCAUUCCCCAGAGUCCUGUGUGGGUCACAUAGGAAACAGCUUGGUGGCCUGUAUCUGUUAGGAAGUGGCUUGGAGGGUAAGGAUGGCUUGCCCCUUUGCCCCCACCACCUGCCCCAUCCAUGCUUAUUUUCACCCCCAUCUGGGACAGGGAAUCUCUCCACCUUCUUUCUCUCUGGUUAUUCAGGAGACGUGUUUUCCAGCCUUAAAACUGACAUGGGGCACAGGUCCUCCCUUUUAGGAGAUUAGUGGUGAAGAGGGAGUUCAUUGAAUCUCCUUUCCCUGGGGCUGUGGGCCCUCAGCUCCUGGGAGGUUGUUAAAUCAAUGUUGGGGCGCUCCCUGUUGGGGCAGGUCUGAAUUAACAGGAAUGGGCCUUGGAAGGGGCCCAGCUCCUUCUGUCGCCCCGACCCUGCCAAGCCCUUCCACACAGUUUUCCAUUGCUUCACUGGUCUUGUGCUUCCUUGCUUCAGUCUGGGAGCCAGGAACCCCAACUCCGUUCAGAGGACAUGGUGACUUUUGGACUUUCUGGAGGUGGCUCUGUGUUGCUGCCCUCAGCUCCUCUCCUCUUUGUCUGGGGCACUGGAGCCUGCUCCAUGUGGCCCUGGUGUGGGAGAGGCCGGGCCCCAGUAAAGGCUGUGUGAGGGCUGUCCUCCUCUCCUCGCAUCCUCCCUGGAGCUGCCCCAGAGGCUAAGAAGGCUUGUCCUGCUGUGUGUGGCCACUGCUGGACGUGGCGUUGAAGUCUGGGUGAGGUGAUGUGCAGGAAGGACACACCCUCAACCGCUGGUCUCCUGGAACCUGGACAGUCCGUCUGUGAUGACUGGAAAUCCUUCCUCCUGUGGCCAUCCCAAGGGUGCGGAGCGACUCCCUUAGCACUCAGCAGUGAUCAUGUCUCUUCCCCUCGUCCAUCCCUCCCCACCUGAACAGAAAGCUUUGCCCUUGCAACCUGUAAGAAAGAAUUCGUCCGCAUGACUGUUUACAAACUGUAGAAACACAUAAGACUUUGUGCCCCUGCCAUGGUCCGGAGAUGCCCCCGCCUGGGGUGACUGCGCUGCAGCUUCAAGGCCUGUUCUUACACGAGCUGUGAUCUUACGGCCCUGUGAGCGGUGCUCCUCGUCUCUGCCCAUUUCCUGCUGUUGCUGAUGGGUCAGCUACCUCAUGGUGGGCGGCUCUGCUGUCCUAGCGAGCAUCAUUAACUCUAAACUUGAAGUCCUUCGGGAACCCUGAACCCAUCGUCCCUGAGCCACUCCGAGCUGUGCUCCACGAGUGCUGGAGUCUCACCCACUCUUUCAGGGAUGUCCUAGGUACAUAGUUAGGGGCAGGCCCCCAGCUGCACUUACUGCACAAGCAUCCUAAAGGUUGGAAGCACAAAAUGGUUGUGAUUUGAGCACAAUGGCAGGGCUCUCACAUGCAGUCUUGGAAGACCUGGGCCCAGGAGGCUCCUCCCAGGUUGGUCUGUCCAAAGUCAGACUGGGGAUGCCCGUGUCUAGGGGCGGGGGCGGGGGCGGGGGGAUUGCUCUUGCUCAGACUGGGGCUUGGCUCGUGGCUUGUCCUUACGCGGGGACUCAUCACGUUGCUUCUUACCAUUCCGUGCCCAUCCUAAGACUUGAGGCUGAGCCAUGGCGAGCCAAGCCACACCUAUGCCAUGGGCUCAGGAGUAGGGCCCUCUCCAGACCCUGUACCCCGGGCUUUAAAUGCCUGAGCACAGGCUGGGUCCCAGUCUUGUUGCACCUGAAGAGCUUGGGCCCAGAUUCCCUGGCUCCUGGGCUGCAGCCCCAUCAGUGCUUCAAGGCUUAUUGGCAAGUUCCCUGGAUGGAAGGCAUGUUCCAUCCCCACAGCCGCUGGGCCUUCUCAGCACAGUCCUGUGCCAGGACUCGCUGUCAGUAUUAACCAGUUCAGUGUUUGCUUCCAUUUGAGUGACUGACUCCUCCAAGGCAGCCUGAGUUCUCGAAGGCAGGACCUGGAGUUGGCCUUUGGAGAUUGCCAAGGAAGGAGGAAAGGCUGGAGGCAGAGGCUGGCACACCCAGGCCUUUGAGGUGGUCAGGGUGCCACCUUCAGCCCUGCAGGCAGCUACAGCUGCGGAUUUGGGAGUGGCCUCCCUGCCCGCCCACCCUCAGCCGCAGCCUGGGAAGCUCUCCACCUUCCGUUGUCCAGCCCUGCUGUCUGCAGGGGCUGCGUGACAGAGUAAAGCACAAAACUGCUAUGGGGAAGACGCUGAGUUGCUGGGACCUCCUCCUGCCACCUGAUGUGGUGGAGUCUCAGGCAGGCGGUUGCUGUGAAGUCGAGGAACAGAGUGUCUCUCCCUGCUCUUGGGGGCAUCCCCAGUGUAGUGCGGCUGGGCGCACACACACCUCCUUUUUCAGACCCUCCUGUGCCCAGUAUGUUCGCCAUCGUGUUUACGUAGGCAGGACCUGUUCUGCAGGGGCAGUGAGUUCCUCCCCACUGUGUGGCCCAGACCUGUGGCAUCUGUCCCUUUGCCAUCCCAAACAGGAAACCGCUUGAUGCUCUCUUCAUUUGGCGCAGCCUCCUGAUCGAUGGCCAACACCCCCACAGGCCUUCCUGGGCCUGGCCCUCCUCUCCUGGCUCCCAGGUCCUUCGCUGCCCUCAUGUGCAAGGACAGAAUCUAGGGGGAAAGUUCUGUUUCUCCUCUGGCAUCUUUGUUCUGUCCCCUGCCCCACACCCGCACCCAUCCCCAGCACUCAGAUGAUCCCCCAGCCCCCAUCACACUGCAGUUCAGUCCUUUGAAUCCAUGUCGCUGAGGGCCCUGCAGGAAAGUGGAAACUGCUCCACCAAGAGCUGAGGGUCAGAGAAGACCCUGAAGUGUAACAGGGCCCUGCCCUACCCACCAGUUCUUUUCUAGUGAUCACCCCCUGCCCAGGCUGCAGGGUUUCAUUUGGCCCAUGCUCUCCUCCGCGAUGUGGCUAGCACAAGGUGUGUAUAUGUUUUGUACCUCUGCCGAUGACUGUACAUAGUGUAUGAAAGUUAUUUAAGCCUCAUGCUGUACAUUUCUGUUCCUAGAUCGGAUGGAUGUGUUCUAAGAAGUUGUGAUGAAUAAAACUGAAUGACUGUUGUGGAAGUGUGGCCCCUGAGGUCUGCUGACCUUUGGCUGGUGGCCCUUUUUUAGGGUGGGAGAUUGGUAGUGGUGGUACGUGGGGCAGGCCUCUGGGGUAGGGCCCAGCCUGAUGAGAACUUCCUGGGCUGUGAGUUUGGAACUUACCCAAUUAAAAAGCAAAGCUUUGUCCCAUU